AUGAGGUUAGGCGUGCUUCGGUUAACUCUUUUGGAUUUGGAAGCGACAAAGCUCCUGGUCUGGUCAGCAGCCGAUGAGAAGACUGCCUCACGGGUUGCUCACGAUUAUAAGGAUUUUCUUUCAGAACACACUGAAAGCAGAUCGCCAGAAUACCUGGAGAACCUUGCAUUCACCUUAUCGCGGCGUCGCUCUCAAUUUCCCUGGAGAUGUUUCUGUGUCAGCAAUUCUAGUCAGGGGCUCGGCAACCUAAGCGUUUCCCCGGCCGUGCAGGUCAACUCAAAGCUUCAGGUAUGCUUUGUUUUUACCGGACAGGGAGCUCAUUGGAUGGGCAUGGGGAAGGAGCUCCUCGACUACGACGUUUUCAGGCGCAGUCUAGAGGAGUCAGACACACUCCUCCGCAAUGUUGGGUGCCAAUUUUCAGUUAUUGAAACAUUGUACAGUGAUAAGGGCACCGAACUGGAUCAACCAGAGUUCUGCCAGCCGAUUUGCACACUACAGGUUGCCCUCGUCGAACUUCUAGCGGACUGGAAAGUCCAUCCAAUUGCUGUGGUUGGACAUUCGUCCGGAGAGGUUGCCGCUGCAUACUGUUCAGGGAUUAUCACUAAAAGCCACGCUCUUGAGCUAGCCUUCUUCCGAGGCUUAGCUGUCUCAGCAACAUCGCGAAUGGGUUCUCCAGAUGGCAGCAUGCUGGCGACACGGCUCUCAUCGGAUAAAUGCUCAGAGCUGCUUGCAAACCUUGCAAAUAGUCAGAACCCCGAAACAUGCAACAUUGUUGAAAUCCCCACCAUCGUACCGACAGCGGUCAAUCAUCUGUGGAUAUCGGCAGAUAUAACACGGCAAAUGGUUGCUGUGUCCGCAAAAUCUGUUCGGAGCAGUGCGCGACGCUAUGAUGUGGACUACAUCUCAGUUGGGGCUGAGAACGAGAGACCUCUUCUCAUAGGCGAUCUAACACUCACAUCCAUUGAAAAGACUGCUAACCCGGCUGUAAAUGAGACUAAGGAAAGCACCGUCUCCAUGUACCGUGUCGACUGGAAGCCCGAUGUCAAUCUUCUUGGCCCCCAAACUGGGUUGUUUGCCACCCAGCCAUUGCAGCUAUCCCAAAGUGAGUCCGAAAGGAUCAGGCUCACUGAAUAUUCCUGCUUUCUUGCCAUGUCUGAAGUUUUGUGCGCAGUCGAUGGUGGCGUGUCAGUUCAUUCCCAGAGCCCUAAACAUCUACAGAAGUACUUGGCUUGGAUGCGACAUCAGGCCGGGCUUAUAAGAGCGUCCGUUGAUUGGAAAAAUUGGAUCUCUACACAACCAGCAGGUAGUGGGUUCCAGGAACAGCUGUGGCAGAGAGUAUCGUCAUUCGGACCCGAAGGCAGGCUUAUUGUCAAGUUGUGUCGGCAAAUACUGCCCAUUAUCCAGGGUGAGGUUGAUGCGCUGCAGAUUCUCUUUGCCGACGAAACGUUGGCAGACUACUAUCGUCAGGAAAACUCUCCUCCUGACGUCGUGAAAGGAGUCCAGCAGUAUGUUGACUGCAUGGCGCAUGCCAAUCCUAACAUGCGGGUUCUGGAAAUUGGGGCAGGUACAGGUGGUAUGACACAGUAUAUCCUGGAUAUUAUUGGCGGCCAUGAUGGCAGUGCUGCGGAGCGUUUUGCACAGUAUGUGUUCACAGACAUCUCUCCCGCCUUCUUCAAGGACGCCAGAGAGAAAUUUGGCAGAGGGCAAAGGAUCAUGAUGAAGACCCUCGAUAUUGAGAAGAUGCCUGUAGAUCAAGGCUUUGAGAAAGAGGCCUUUGAUCUCGUCAUUGCCAGCAAUCGACAUGAUGCCAACAUCCAGUCCUUAGCCACCUCAAUAUGCGACUUUAUUAAAGAAUUGGACCUGUCUGUCAGCAUCCAUGAGCCUUCUGAAUUACACGAGGUUCCUAGUGGAGCUACCGUGGUCUUGUUGCAGACCAUUGACGAUUUCGUCUUCCACGAGCUUGACGAGAAAGGGUACCAGAAUUUAAAGACUACUGUGGCAAUGGCCAAUAAGCUGCUUUGGGUGACACGGAGACACAAUAGCCCAAAGCCAGAUUUGUUGGAGCAAGACGCUGUGCUUGGCCUUGCACGCUCCCUUAUGUCAGAGAUCGAGGACCUCAAUAUUGUGACCCUAGGACUGGAAGAUAUCGAAACUACUUCCCGCGCAGCACAGCAUAUCCGGGCAGUAUUGCAACACUAUUUCUGUUCUGAUACCUCCUUAUUGAGCGUAAAUGGCGAGGAGAUCUUUGAGAUUGAUGGCCGCCUGUGUUUGAGUCGUGUCUUGCCGGCAGAAACAAUAGCCAAGGAGAUCUGGAGCAUGCAGCAAUCCAAGGCCCAUAUGGAUAACGAUGUGCGCAGUCUUGCGAACAAUGAGAUCGAAAUCCAGAUACGCGCAGCUACGAUUACACCAAACAUUACCACUGGCCAACCUUCUUUGGGCCAGGAGAUAAAUGGCACCAUCACCCAGAUCGGGUCAGACGUGCAAGGCACCUUUCAGGUCGGCGAUCCCGUUGCUGCUAUCGUACCGCAUUCUGGCACGACAUCAAUCAAAGAUCGGAUUCAGUGCCCGGUUGAUCUCGCUCAUAAGACACCCGACGAAUCAUACAAAAGGGGAGAGAUCGUUCUGCCACUUGAUUUUCUGAUAGCAUACGACUCGCUGCACAAUUGCGCGCGGCUACAGGCAGGGGAUUCGAUUAUCAUCCAUGACGGGGCCAGUUCACUCAGUCAGGCCGCAAUUCAACUCGCUCAGUUCCUGGGUGCAGAGGUUUUUGUGGCUUUCAAUACUAAGGACGAGGAAGCUAUAGCGGAUAUGUACUCCAUUCCCGCUUCGCACAGAUUUCCACAACAAGGACAUAUGCUGACUACAGGAAUCAAACGCCUAACCCACGGUCGAGGCGCGGAUGUCAUGUUCACUCCAUUGAUUGCGAAGGAAUCAGAUCAAACAGUGUGGAACUGCUUGAAAGAAUAUGCCCGAGUUAUUGAGGUGGUCGACAAGAAUGCACGUACUUCCUCCGGAGCUAUGCCUCCUCGGCCUCGACUGUUGAAACAAAGCUUCAUGUUCGCCCGGCUGGAUAUUGCGACGCUUCUUCAGGACACACAUAAGAUUGCAACUAUCUUGCCUGAGGUCAUGCGUCUGAUAGAGCAUAAUUCAGUGGUUCCUGUGCAGCCUGUCAGAAUAUUCACCCCCUCUGAGCUUGAAAAUUCCAGUGGUGUGAAGGCUGUCGAGCAAUCUCGUCGGCAAGGUACAGAAAGCCCUGGAGCAGAUACCUUCCUUAACAAAUGCGCGACCAUGAGCGUGACAACUUUCGCGCCCAAGUGCGAUAUAAGUGAUGAAAGGGCAGUCGGUGCAGUUAUUCAGGAAGUACAGCGGCGGAUGCCUCCCAUCAAAGGAUGCAUUCAGGCAUCUAUGGUUCUCAAGUCUGCCAUGUUCGCGAAUAUGACCCUCGAUCAGUGGAACGAAGCACUACGCUCAAAGGUCCAGGGCUCGUAUAAUCUCGAUCGUCACCUGCCAAACCAGCUUGACUUUUUCAUCUUCCUAUCGUCCGUGUGUGGUAUAAUCGGCGCCAGCGGCCAAUCUAACUACGCCUUUGGCUGCGCCUACCAAGAUGCACUGGCCCGAUCUAAAGUCGCGAUGAGACAGAAGGCUGUUUCAAUUGACCUCGGGAUUGUCGAAGGGGUUGGAUACACGGCCGAGAAUCAGGGCGUGGGCUCCUUCAUGCGCUCACUGGGUUUACAGCCCAUCCCUGAAGAAUAUCUCCUUUCCAUAUUAGAAUAUUACUGCGACUUCAGGCGUGAAAUCCUUCAUCCCAGCGACGCCCAAAUAGUCGUUGGCAUCAUGAGCCAAGACGAGAUGCAGCGAAGUGGACUUGUUCGCUCGCGAUUUUACUCGCGGCCAUUGUGGAAUCAAUUGCAGCGACGCAUGAACCCAACGCUUGGCGGGAGCAAGGUUGUUGCUGCUCAACGGCCGAAUAAGAAGGGCCCCUCAUCGCUGAAACUCCCGAUGGCUGCGAGCGAUGAUACGCUUUCGUCUACUGUGGCAGAUGGCGGUCCAGAUGCGGUUAGUCGGGCCAUCUGCGAAAGGGUCUCGGAUGUGCUUGCUAUCAACGCUGAUGAAAUUGACCCAGCGAAGCCGUUGCAUAUGUAUGGAGUGGACUCAUUGGUUGCGAUGGAAUUGCGGAAUUGGUUUAAAGAAGCACUGCAGAAGGAUGUGGCUGUGUUUGAUAUCUUGAGUAAUCGGCCGAUAGGAGUGUUGGCUCAGGAGGUCGUGGGUGUGGCUGCGGCUGCAUGA
Aspergillus piperis CBS 112811 is the source of this 4287-nucleotide messenger RNA. Its product is annotated as KR-domain-containing protein. Gene Ontology annotation, molecular function: phosphopantetheine binding; fatty acid synthase activity; oxidoreductase activity. The record is from RefSeq and is a predicted model, not a curated record. Gene Ontology annotation, biological process: secondary metabolite biosynthetic process; fatty acid biosynthetic process. NCBI's taxonomy places the organism in Eukaryota, Fungi, Ascomycota, Eurotiomycetes, Eurotiales, Aspergillaceae. Bases 1 to 4287 code for a protein of 1428 amino acids. The transcript has 8 exons.